CACUUUAAACUUCCAAACUUCUCAAGUUGACACAAUGAACAAUAUCCUAGAGGUAAGGGGAAGUCUGCUACACCCCAGGCUGGAGAACUGCUGAGUUGCUUGGUUACGCUUCUAGAUCUCAAGUUUACACAAUGUAUCAACCAUUACAGGCUCCUUAGUUGAAGCUGUUGGCUUCCUGGGAGGCUGUCAGGGGGCCAACGGUUUAUAAUAAUUCUGUUAGUAAGAGCACGACUGAGUUAUCAAGAGAGCUGUCAUGUUUCUAAAGUUAUAUUAAUUUGAUUCUUGUCCAUCUGAAACUACAAACUACUGCAUUACAACUGAGACCACAGGUACACCUGUUUUUGUUUUUGUUUUUGCAUAACGAACCAAGACAUCCUACUUUGACGUCUGUCGGAAAUGACAUUUAGGUGCAAGCAUCCUUCCGUGUGUUUCAAGAAGCUGAGCUCUUGCAGCAGCUCGUCUGCCCAACGGGGGGCGGCAACAAACCAGUAACUCACUCCCAGAAGUGUAAGUGGGAGGAGAGAUUCGCCUUUACAUUCUUUUUGACUCUACACAGUUUCCGUAGCGCCUUAUCCCGCUCGAGUUUCAAUGCGCGCUGUUGCUGGAAGAAGCGGAGUCCCGUAUACCGUCCGCUGCUCUUCUGAUCAUGGCUUCUCCGGGUUCCUACACCUACUGUUGCCCUCCAUCCUCCUCCCCUGUCUGGCCAGAAUCGCUGUACAGUCUGAGGCCGGAGCACGCGCGGGAGCGCUUGCUGGACGACUCGGUGGAAACAGUCACGUCCAGAGAACAGGCCAAAGUAGAAGAAAAGAUCCAGGAAAUCUUCAACUCUUACAAGUUCAACCACCUUGUACCAAGGCUUAUUUUGCAGAGGGAGAAGCACUUCCAUUAUCUGAAAAGAGGCCUUCGACAGCUGACUGAUGCCUAUGAGUGUCUGGAUGCCAGCCGCCCGUGGCUGUGCUACUGGAUCCUGCACAGCCUGGAGCUCCUCGACGAACCUAUCCCCCAGACAGUGGCUGCAGAUGUGUGUCAGUUUCUGGAGCUAUGCCAGAGCCCAGACGGUGGCUUUGGAGGGGGACCCGGUCAGCACCCACACCUGGCACCCACGUACGCAGCCGUCAACGCACUGUGCAUCAUCGGCACAGAGGAGGCGUACGACAUCAUCAACAGGGAGAAGCUGCUCCAGUACCUGUACUCACUGAAGCAGCCCGAUGGCUCUUUCCUCAUGCAUGCUGGAGGUGAGGUGGACGCCAGAAGCGCGUACUGUGCUGCCUCGGUGGCCUCUCUCACGAACAUCAUCACUCCAGACCUCUUCGAGGGGACUGCUGAAUGGAUAGCCAGGUGUCAGAACUGGGAAGGCGGCAUUGGUGGGGUGCCGGGGAUGGAAGCACACGGCGGCUAUACAUUCUGCGGCCUGGCUGCUCUGGUGAUCCUCAAGAAGGAAUAUUACUUGAACUUGAAGAGUUUACUGCACUGGGUAACAAGCCGGCAGAUGCGAUUCGAAGGUGGAUUUCAGGGCCGCUGCAACAAGCUGGUGGACGGCUGCUACUCCUUCUGGCAGGCUGGGCUCCUGACGCUGCUGCACCGCGCCCUGCAUGCUCAAGGCGACCCUGCCCUCGGCAUGAGCCGCUGGAUGUUCCACCAGCAGGCCCUGCAGGAGUAUCUGCUCAUGUGCUGCCAGUGCCCCACCGGGGGCCUUCUGGACAAGCCUGGCAAGUCGCGUGACUUCUACCACACCUGCUACUGCCUGAGCGGCCUCUCCAUCGCCCAGCACUUUGGCAGCGGAGCCAUGUUGCACGACGUGGUGGUGGGUGUUCCCGAAAAUGCUCUGCAGCCCACGCACCCUGUGUACAACAUUGGGCCGGACAAGGUGAUCCAGGCCACCACGCACUUCCUGCAGAAGCCAGUCCCUGGCUUCGAAGAGCCUGAGGAUGAGGGGACAGCAGGGACUCCAAGCCACUAGAGGACCCAGGCUGGGCUCUGUGCUCCCCACCUCCCCACUCAGACAAGGUUUUAUGUUCAGUACAUAGUGCGUCCUUUGCUCCGUAAGCCUUAGCUAUUAUGGAGCUGUGGUUUUCUUCAUCCUCUCCUGUCAAAACAAAGCCAGUAGCUCUGGGUUUGGAGUAAAUCAUGGCGUGGUUUUUAAAGAUUGUCUUCAUCUCCAUCAAAGCAAAAGCCUGUCCACCUGCCUAUGCAGUGAGGUGGGGAGCAGUGCAUGCUGGGAGGAGGCAGCCUCUCCCAGCAGCCCUCCAGCCUGGAUGGCCACAAAGGAACAGACGGUGUCUGAGUGUCACAGCAUGCAAGGCCACUGCUGUGAUGCCCAUCUGCACAGCCGUGUUAAACCUCCAGGUGGCACCCUCUCCAGGCAUGGAAAACGGGCUGCUUCAUGCUGCGGUGUGGGGCUUUGGUGCCCAUAAAGUAUGUACCCUGGAAAAGACAGUGUUGGGGAUGCUUCAGAAGGUGCUUCUGCCUCCCACCUUCCACCCUAGUCAUUUGCAAGGGACAGGAGCUGGGGACAGAGGGACAAAUGUCUCAAGUUGAGAGUCACUCCCCUGCAGAGCUGGAGUCCUGAGCCAGGCAUCUCUCCAAAGCUGCGCGUGGGCACAGGCAAGACUGGCUUCGGCCCGGGUGUGGUGACAUAGGCCUGGGAAACCAUUAUGGACAGAAACGCAAUUCUGGCUCCGUGCUGUACUAGAGGAAGAGGCUCCUGAGCGCUCUGCCCAUCAUGUCCCUGAAGCAUCGCCCAGUGACCUUAGGGCAGCGGCUGCAGCCAGGGCUCUGCUGUGUGUUUCUUUCUUUCGCCAGCCCCCAGCCCAUCCUCUUCCAAGCAGCGUUGUCUUUCACACCUGGAGUAUUGACACUACUAAGUCUUUCACCUUAAUUUAUGACUCAGGAUUCAUUCUUGUCCUGCCCACUCUAGGCUCAGAGAUGUCAAAUCAAAUUCUAGACACGCCAGCUGCUGCUGGGCUGCGGCCUGGAUGGGGGCCCUGUUGGGGCCUCUGCUGCCUCUUGCACUGAGCCCUUGCAUGGUCAGCGGGGUGCUGAGCUGGGUCAUCAUCCAUUGCUGCGGCAAGCUCCAGGUCAUUGUCCCCACCUUCGUGCGUGCGCCAUGGACUGCAGGCAGACAGGAGCUCAGAGAUGCAGCAUGAGGCUCUUUUCAAAACAACUGGCCACUCGCUGCCUCAGAUUCCCUAUUGCUUUGGCGUACUGGGCUAUGUGUUACC
Messenger RNA from Octodon degus (degu), 3221 nucleotides. RefSeq names its product farnesyltransferase, CAAX box, beta (gene Fntb). Lineage: Eukaryota; Metazoa; Chordata; Mammalia; Rodentia; Octodontidae. The record is from RefSeq and is a predicted model, not a curated record. Gene Ontology annotation, molecular function: protein farnesyltransferase activity. The coding region runs from base 647 to 1960 and encodes 437 amino acids. Gene Ontology annotation, biological process: protein farnesylation. The transcript is spliced from 12 exons. Gene Ontology annotation, cellular component: protein farnesyltransferase complex.